Molecule: messenger RNA, 2694 nt
Organism: Rhododendron vialii
Lineage: Eukaryota; Viridiplantae; Streptophyta; Magnoliopsida; Ericales; Ericaceae
Product: zinc finger CCCH domain-containing protein 66-like
Exons: 2
Coding region: 243-2336 (697 amino acids)
Molecular function (GO): metal ion binding; protein binding
Source: RefSeq, a predicted model, not a curated record
GACCUUAACACAAAAGGACGAAAGCAAGGAAAGAAAAAACUCCCUCUCCCUCUCCCUCUCGCUCUCUCUAUCUCUCUCUCUCUCUCUCUCUCUCUCUCUCUCGUUUGAAGUCUCUGCCCGGUCUUCUGAAUUAAAGAGGGGUCUGUUCUUUUGCGAAGCAGUUCGAGUUCUGUUUGGACUCUGGAGAAACAACUCUGGAUUUUCCUCUCUGAUAGAAUCAAAAUCAAGAAAGACAUCAUUCCAUGCUUAUUGAUUCCAAGUGGGAACCUUGUCCACCUGGUGUAAUCAUGAAGGAUUGUGAAUCCAAACCAAAAGAGGGAGAUUUGGGGAGUUUUCCGUAUCCGCUCGAGCUAUCUGCCUCCGAUGACCUGGUCGGUUUCAAAAUCGCGACGGAAGAAGAGGGUCUUGAUAUCGAACAGUCGAGCUGCUGGUAUGGUAGAAGAAUUGGCUCAAACAAGAUGGGGUUUGAAGAGAGGACACCCCUCAUGAUUGCAGCCAUGUUUGGCAGCAAGAAAAUCUUGAGUUACGUACUUGAAACCGGACGAGCUGAUGUUAACAAGGCUAGUGGUUCCGAUGGAGCCACUGCCCUCCACUGUGCUGUAGCCGGUGGUUCUGCUUCUUCGCCUGACGUAGUCAAGCUCUUGCUCCAUGCUUCCGCCGACCCCAUUUCCCUUGAUUCUAAUGGGAACCGACCCUGUGACCUAAUUGUUCAAUCUGUGAGUUCUUCCUUCAAUUCGAGGAAGAAGAUGCUGGAGUCCCUGCUAAAGGGCUGUAGCGGUAAUAUUGGGGAUGAAUGUCUCUUGGCUGAUCAACAGAUACUCCCACAGGCAGCUUCCAAAGACGGUAGUGAGAAGAAAGAGUACCCUAUCGAUCUCUCUCUCCCUGACAUAAACAAUGGGAUAUAUGGGACCGAUGAGUUUAGAAUGUAUACGUUCAAGGUGAAGCCUUGCUCGAGGGCUUACUCCCACGACUGGACAGAGUGCCCGUUUGUCCAUCCAGGGGAAAACGCUAGGCGUCGUGAUCCCCGGAAAUAUCAUUACAGUUGCGUGCCCUGUCCAGAGUUUCGAAAGGGAACAUGUAGGCAAGGUGACCUUUGUGAGUAUGCGCAUGGAAUUUUCGAGUGCUGGCUCCACCCUGCUCAGUAUCGAACGCGUCUCUGCAAAGACGAGACAGGGUGCAGUAGAAGGGUGUGCUUCUUUGCUCACAAGCCCGAAGAACUCCGACCAUUGUAUGCAUCAACGGGUUCAGGAAUGCCUUCUCCUAGAUCAUUUUCAAACGAUGCUUCUUCGUUGGAUAUGACAUUGAUGAGUCCAUUUUCUCUUGGUUCUCCGUCUGUUUUGAUGCCGUCCAACUCAACGCCUCCCAUGAGUCCUUCGGGAGGUUCCUCUCCAAUGGGUGGGUCGAUGUGGCAAAACCAGCCUCCGACCCUGCAGCUUCCUGGAAGUAGGUUGAAAACAACGUUGAGGGCUAGAGACAUGGGUUUAGAUGGUGAGUUCCUUGGUGGGCUUGAAAGUCAUCGCCGUAGGCAACAACAGCUGAUGGAUGAGAUAUCAAGUCUCUCCUCCCCAACCAGUUGGAACAAUAAUUUGGCCACUGCUGCAGCUUUUGCAGCCGCCUCUGGUGGAGAUUUGAAUAGAAUCAGAGGCGUGAAACCGAGUAAUCUUGACGAUAUUUUUGGAUCUAUAGAUCCUGCAGUUUUUUCUCAGUUACAGGGACUUUCUAUGGAUAACUCUGCAUCCCAAGUGCAGUCUCCUACUGGAAUGCAGAUUCGCCAGAACAUGAACCAGCAGCUCCGCUCGAGCUACCCCACAAGCCUUUCAUCUUCACCAGUGAGGGCACCACCGUCGUUUGGGAUGGACAUGUCGGGGGCUGCCACAGCAGCAGUUUUGAACUCAAGGGCAGCUGCCUUUGCGAAACGGAGCCACAGCUUCAUCGACAGAAGCACUGUGAACAACCGUCUCUCUGGGCUUUCUUCACCGUCUUCUGCUGCAAAUGUACUGCCUUCGACCAUUUCGGAUUGGGGAUCUGCCGAUGGGAAGUUGGAGUGGGGGAUUCAGAAAGAAGAGCUGAACAAGUUGAGGAAAUCCGCUUCUUUUGGGUUCAGAAGCAGUAGUAAUAGCAGUUCCGCUAACCCAACAGCCUCAAUGUUGACCCCCGGUGAUGAGCCGGAUGUGUCUUGGGUUCAGUCCCUGGUGAAGGAUGCACCAACAGCAAAGCCUGGCCACUUUAAUUUUGAAGAUCAGUAUCAGCAGUAUCAUUUGAAUAGUGGAGGUUCUGAGGUGCUCCCUUCAUGGGUGGAGCAGUUUUAUUUAGAGCAGGAGCAGAUGGUGGCCUAAAACCAAACGUAACCUCCAUAUUGGCUGCCUUAAUGGGGAUGUAACGAGGAUUCGUGCAAUUUUUUUGAAUCUUUAUUCACAUUCGUCAUAUGUUGGUGUAAUGGAAGGAUUUGGAGACAGUGAACAAGGAACUGCGCAGGAUAAAAUGGUCCUGCUCAGACCGUUAUUUCGAGUUGAGAUAUGGUAGUUUGUUUCUAUGUAUUUUUUGUUCGCUAGAGUUUUUAUAUUGAUUCCUCGGCUAGGAAAAUAAUAGAAAUAAGACGAUGAAUCAAUGGACACUAACGAGUUGUGAUGUUUGGCUCAUCCUGUUGUGAUGCUAAAUGCUUAUUUCUAUGAAAUUUGUUGGAGCAUUUUACUA